Messenger RNA from Cynara cardunculus var. scolymus (artichoke), 913 nucleotides. Its product is annotated as metallothiol transferase FosB-like. NCBI's taxonomy places the organism in Eukaryota, Viridiplantae, Streptophyta, Magnoliopsida, Asterales, Asteraceae. The transcript has 3 exons. The record is from RefSeq and is a predicted model, not a curated record. The coding region runs from base 72 to 683 and encodes 203 amino acids.
AGCUUCUCAGCGAAUUAACCACUACUAACACUUACACCUACUCAAACCAACUUUACCUUUCUGCUUCAUUAAUGGCGAACCAGGUUGUCAAUGGCGGACAUAACGAACAACACGUUUCUUCUUCAUUGCCUUUUCUCUCUCUCAAUCAUGUCUCCUUUAUCUGCAGAUCUGUUCCUACAUCCGUCAAAUUUUACAACGAUGUUCUCGGAUUCGUUCUCAUCAGACGUCCUUCCUCCUUUGAUUUUGAAGGCGCUUGGUUGUUCAACCAUGGGAUUGGAAUACAUUUGUUACAAGUGGAGACAACUCCAACGAAGAGAGGAGUGAUCAAUCCAAAAGACAACCACAUUUCGUUUCAAUGCACAGAUAUGGAUCGCAUAAUAAAAAAACUGGAGGAAUUAGACAUCAAAUACGUGACAGCGGUGGUGAAAGAAGGAGGUGUGGAGGUGAACCAGCUCUUCUUCCACGAUCCUGAUGGAUACAUGAUUGAGAUCUGCAAUUGUCAUGUUCUCCCUAUGCUUCCCAUCACCUCAUGCCCACUCAAGAAGCUCCCACCCAUUCCACAAACCAACCAAGUCGAAUCCUCCUCCUACGAUAAGAUGGUAUCGAAGAAUUACUACUGUGGAGAAGAUGAGGCGAUAAUGAUGGAAAACUUCUUAAUAGACAUGAUGGGUAUCUCCUUCUAAGAGCAAGAAGAAGAAAAAGAGGAUGAUUUUGGCAAUAUCGAGUGUUUUCCAGAAGUUUCCUUCAUGAUUGAGAGCCAUCUUCUACAUUAAUUAGCUUAUAUUAGUAAUGUACGUGUUUGUAUGUAAUUCAAAUAUAAAAACCCAUUUGUAAAGAUUGCAUUUUGUUUACUUCAUCAAAAUCCAAUAUUUGUAACUCUAUGUUGUUUAUUGUUGAGUUGAUUCUUUAUUAA